GCUGCCCCCGCGUGAUGGUAAGGGCGGAGUCCCCGCUCGGAGCUGCUUUGUAAUCUCUUGGGAUAUUUAUUGGGUGCCACCCUAUUGCGUGCUGACAGUGCUGCCCGUUCGUGGCUUGCUCCAAAUUAAUAAAUAUUCUGAAGGCUGAUACGGCCGCUGUGGCCAUCAUUCUUUUAUUUACUGGAUUGUAUUUAGAUAUUCUGUAUUGUUUUUCAAAGAGGAUAAUCUGUUACGAAGCAGAACUGCUCUCCCUUAUGUUUUGCUACACCUCGGCACUGGUUUUUAUUGCAUGUUUGAUUUCGGCUUCAUCCCAGGAAAUCAGAGAGGGACCCUCAGACCACAAACGUCUGAGCCCAGAAACUCUGCAGCCCCAUAGCGCAGGGCAUGAGGGCUGCAUGGAUGUCCUGUGCCCAUGUCUCAGUGUCACCUAGCCAGAAUGAGGUUUCACAAUGAGAUGCAAGAAUCCCAGAAUGCUUGAUGUUGGACCUCUGGAGAUCAUCCAGCCCAAGCUGCCUGCACAAGCAGGUUUUAGAUUUGUGAUAGCUGGAGUCCUCUUGGAAGGGGUGGAGUUUGUCUUCAUUUGUGCUUGUGACUUUUAAGUCAAAGUGGGCGUAUAUAGAGAGAAAGAGCAGAGGAUGAAGGAACAGACAGCGGUGUUUGAGAUCAGGACAGUGGGUGGCUGUUGUGGCCUUCCCAAUGGCACUUGCAACCCCAUUAACUCCUCAUGGCUAAUAACAACUCCGCUCCUUCCUCUCGCCCUGUGCACAGGCUGUGGCCAUGUCCUCACUGCGCUAGGCCUGUCCCCCCCCACCUCGAGGAUGCGUGCCUGGAAGGCGGUGGCCAGCACGCUGGCGCUGAGCGGAGCCGAUGUGGUGGUCACCACGCUGCUCUAUGCCCACGGCCGGCGUGGUCGGGACAUCCUUCAGGACCUGAGGCACUUCAACAUCUUCAACUCGCUGCUGGACAUCUGGGGGGGCUGUCUGUACCGUAGCUGUGUGCUGCUGGGGGCCGCCAUCGGAGUGGCCACCAACACGGCCUAUGGCCCCCGGCGCCUCAGGGCUUCGCGGACCUUCAUUGCUGUCGUCUGCCUCCUCAUGGGCAUCUACAUGAUGGUGAAGCUGCUGCUCUACUCUGAGGUGCGGAGGACCAUCAGGGACCCCUGGUUCUGGGGGCUCUUUGCUUGGACCUAUGUGGCGUUAGUGGCCACCUUUGGGCUGUGGCAGCUGCUGGCCUGUGUCACAUCUUCCCGUGAGGCGCUGGGUCAUGGCUCUGAGUCCCGCACCGAGGCGGAGGAGAGUUGCGACGCCCCACGGGACAAGCGAGAGGAGGCAGCGGGACCCACCAUCCAUAAACUGCUGUCCUACACCAAGCCAGAUGCCAUCUUCCUGGGUAUUGCUUCCUUCUUCCUCCUCGUGGCCGCGCUGGGAGAGACCUUCCUGCCCUACUACACAGGGUUGGCCAUUGACGGCAUUGUGGUGCAGAAGAGCAUGGACCGCUUCUCCACGGCGGUGCUGGUCAUGUCGCUGCUCGCCAUAGGAAGCUCAUUUGCCGCAGGUGUCCGGGGCGGCGUUUUUACGCUCAUAUUUGCGAGACUGAACAUCCGCCUUCGCAACUGCCUCUUCAGGUCGCUGGUGUCUCAAGAGAUGAGUUUCUUUGAUGAGAAUCGCACAGGGGAUGUCAUCUCCCGCCUGACGUCGGACACAACCAUCGUGAGUGACCUGGUCUCCCAGAACAUCAACAUCUUCCUGCGCAACAUGGUGAAGGCCACAGGGGUGAUCUUCUUCAUGUUCAGCCUCUCAUGGAAGCUCUCGCUUGUCACCUUCAUGGGCUUCCCCAUCAUCAUGCUGGUGUCUGACAUCUACGGGAAGUACUACAAGAAGCUCUCCAAGGAUGUGCAGAACGCCCUGGCCAAGGCCAACAACACUGCUGAGGAGACCAUCUCUGCCAUGAAGACUGUCCGCAGCUUUGCCAAUGAGGAGGCAGAGGCAAAUGUGUACUGGCAGAAGCUGCAGCAAGUGUACAGACUCAACAAGCGGGAGGCCCUGGCGUACACCUACUAUGUGUGGUCCAGUGGGGCUGCUGCAUUGCGUGCCUUUGCCAGCUCAUCUCCGGCGGUUCCGGCUGGGAAAACAGCCACAGUGUUGGUUGAGAUUCUGCUCAGAAGCAGAGAUUUUCUACAUGUGGGCGGUGGUGAAGGGAGGCUGCAGCUCACCCUCCUGGUGGUCCAGGUCAGCAUCCUGUACUAUGGAGGGCACCUUGUGAUCUCUGGGCAAAUGACGAGUGGAAACCUGAUAUCCUUCAUCAUUUAUGAGUUUGUCUUAGGAGAUUGCAUGGAGUCUGUGGGCUCUGUCUACAGCGGCCUGAUGCAGGGGGUGGGCGCAGCCGAGAAGGUGUUUGAGUUCAUUGACCGCAAGCCAACAAUGGUCAACGAUGGGUCACUGGCCCCAGACCAUGUGGAUGGAAAGGUGGAGUUCAGAAAUGUGACAUUCUCUUACCGCACUCGUUCCGCAACGCAGGUCCUCCAGAACGUGUCCUUCACCCUGCACCCUGGCAAAGUGACAGCACUGGUGGGCCCCUCAGGGAGUGGGAAGAGCUCCUGCGUCAACAUCCUGGAGAACUUCUACCCUCUGCAAGAUGGGCAGGUGCUGCUGGAUGGGCGUCCCAUUAACAUGUACGAUCACAAGUACCUGCACUCAGUGAUCUCCCUGGUCAGUCAAGAGCCAGUGCUGUUUGCUCGCUCUAUUGCUGAUAAUAUUUCUUAUGGCUUAGCUUCAGCCUCCUUUGAGUCGGUUGUUCAGGCUGCCCAGAAAGCUAACGCACACGCCUUCAUCACGGAGCUGCAGGAUGGCUACCACACAGAGGCAGGUGAAAAAGGAGCUCAGCUAUCAGGUGGCCAGAAGCAGAGAGUGGCUAUUGCCAGAGCCUUGAUCCGAACCCCUCCCAUCCUAAUCCUGGAUGAAGCCACAAGUGCACUGGAUGCAGAGAGUGAACAUGCGAUUCAGCAGGCGAUUUACGGUGACUUGCAGAACCACACAGUGCUUGUCAUAGCACACAGGCUGAGCACUGUCGAGAAGGCACACAACAUCAUUGUGCUGGACAAGGGCCGCGUGGUGCAGCAGGGCUCACACAAGGAGCUCAUGGAAGAAGGAGGUCUUUAUUCCAAGCUGGUGCAGAGACAGAUCCUGGGGCUCGAGGCGGGUAGCGCAGACAGCCGCCAACCCACAGCCCGGGGGGAUUCAGCGAAGGCGCCCGGCGGGCUGGAGGGAGAGUUCAGGAUAGACCAUUCCCUCCCAGCUGCAGCACAGGACGACUGCAACAACACAACUCCUAAGUGAGAGCAGCGAGGGCUGGGGCUGGAGACGCAUGCUGGGACGCAGCGCAGGAGGUGGCUUCCCGACGGCGCCGCGCCGCACAACGUGCCCGUCUGCUCAUCCUGCGUGCGCCGCGCACCUUUGCACACACACAACCACACACUAUAGAGCUUCCUGCAUUACUGCCCAGUGGGCAGAUGCCUGCUGGUUAAACAGGGAAACACAUUUGGGAGUUGGGUCUUUAGCAAUUCCCAGCAUUUCUACCGAGUUUCUUUUCUUACUACCAGUAAUUCCCCACAACUGGGACUUUUCUUCCAUUGAUAUGCAUGUGUAACUGAUAUUAACUGUAAUGGAUGUAAAAUGCAUGCACGGAGGGGAAAUUCCCCUCCAGGAAUUCAGGGGGUGGCUCUUGUAGCCAGAUAGAAAAGCAGCGACUGGAGAAGGUCCUGCUCCUGCUGUCGAUCUGUGGAGCCAGUCUGAAGUCUGCAGGGAUCUCCCUUUGGCUUUAGUGAAAACUGGAUCACUCUCUUGGGGCUGAAUGCCAGGAGAGUUUUGCACUGAGUGCCUGCAGGCUCAGGUUCACAACCACAGCUGCUGGACUUGUUUCAUGUAGUAACCAUCCUUUGUGGAAUAAGCCAGGGGACCAGGAGGCAGGUGUUGCAUUUAGAUUUGCUCGUGGUGCUUGGUGGGUAUUUGGUUUUGUUUUUAAGGAUGAAGAGUUUUACCCUAAUUGGGUUAGGGUGAGGUGGUUUGGUUUGGUUUUGUUUUCUUAUAUUUCCAUGUGCACUACACAAUGUCUGUCUGGCUCCAGCAUCCUCUCAAAUUUAGUCUGUUAUUUCAGUAUUUUUUUAUAUCUCACAACCCUGGUGCUGGUUUGAAAAACACUACUAAAGACAGGCAUAAAAUACUAAAAGACAGCACUUUAUAAAUCCCACUGAAGCUUUGUUCAGCUUCAGGCAAUGCUACUGACUUCAUUGCAUGGGAAACCCAUACAGUCACUUUCCUUGAAGUCAAACUUCCUCUGCCUGAAGUUGAAAAUGUAUUUCUUUGAAUACUAUUUAUUAACUUUGAGUAAGAGUGAAAGAAAGAAAGCUGUUGCUCCUAGCCCUUGUGCAUAAUGGCUCUGGCUUUGUAGUUUUAUCCUGCCAUAGAUUAGUGGUGAAGCUUAUGCAGGCAGGCAGAUGCUAUUGAAAAAUAGCAUUGGAUUUUAUAUGGGAAUGAUUGACUUAGAAUGUGCAUCGUUAAGAAAUUAUCUCAAGCACUUUAGCUCUCAUGUUUUCCAAUAUUUGAAUGCUGCUUUGUUUUCCUUUUUGGCAGUUUUGUUGUUGGUAACGUUUUGUUUUUGCUCAGUAAUGUUUUACAAACUCUUUAGUGUCCUUGAGGAGGGAUGCUCAAAAGAAAAAUAAAAUACUACCUCUGCCACUAAA
Messenger RNA from Tympanuchus pallidicinctus (lesser prairie-chicken), 4738 nucleotides. RefSeq names its product ATP binding cassette subfamily B member 9 (gene ABCB9). Gene Ontology annotation, cellular component: lysosomal membrane. The record is from RefSeq and is a predicted model, not a curated record. Gene Ontology annotation, biological process: transmembrane transport; peptide transport. The coding region runs from base 636 to 3335 and encodes 899 amino acids. The transcript has 12 exons. Gene Ontology annotation, molecular function: ATP binding; ABC-type oligopeptide transporter activity; ATP hydrolysis activity. NCBI's taxonomy places the organism in Eukaryota, Metazoa, Chordata, Aves, Galliformes, Phasianidae.